Molecule: messenger RNA, 988 nt
Organism: Drosophila hydei
Lineage: Eukaryota; Metazoa; Arthropoda; Insecta; Diptera; Drosophilidae
Gene: Mic26-27
Product: MICOS complex subunit MIC27
Exons: 3
Coding region: 132-806 (224 amino acids)
Biological process (GO): cristae formation
Cellular component (GO): MICOS complex
Source: RefSeq, a predicted model, not a curated record
ACCAGCUGUGUUUUUACCGACAUACUGUCGUUGUCAAGCAAUCGCAACGUGCCGGUGACACAUUACGCAAUGUAUGAAACAAUCUAAGACGCUUCAUUAGGAUCAGACUAAGGAUUAAAAGAAACAAAACAAUGCUGCGCAAAGCAUCGAUGUUAGCUGCGGCCGCGGUCAUCACUUCUCCCGUGAAAAAUCCAUCAGAUACGGAAUCGCUCGUGUGUAAACCCAGUGAAUUGCCUAUCUAUGGUUCCAUACACAUUUCAGAUAAACCACAGAAACACCCAGAGCAGAAUCUGCGAGCUUCGCCUUUGCAGAAUACUUUAGAAGACGGUGUCCGUUUUGUUCGACUGGAACUGGGAAAAGGGUACAAGGCUGUAGGCGAACAGACCGCCAUUGUUGGCGAGUAUUAUAAUACGGCGAAGGAACACACGCAACGUUCUAUUGAUUUUCUGAAUGAGCCUCAGAACUCAAUGCAUCGUAGUGGCGCCAUUGUGAUGGGCGGUCUGGCUGGUUUCAUUUUCGCUGCUCGUGGUGGUUUCUUUAAGAAAGUGCUGUAUACCACCAUCGGCGCUGGUACCGUAGCAUCAUUGUGCUAUCCACGCCAGGCGGAGGAGAAUGUGCGUAUUGUCUUGUACGAGGGACGGAAGAUAUUUGCUGUUGCUUACAACUUCAUAAAGGGUGUGAAGCCUGGAGAGGAGAUAUCCAUUGAGCCAAUUCAGAAGUUCCCCACAACUCUGAAGGAUCUCAAGUUCCUGGCAAUAGAUCUGAUCGACGAAGCUAAGGACACAAUUUUCCCCAAGAAGAAGUAAAAAUAAGCGAUAUGCAAGUAAUACGAACCAAAAACUAUAUUUUGAUUUGCUAAGUCAAAUUCUAUUGUCUUUGAAAACAAGGUUCCCUAUAUUUCAUAUUUUCGUGUGAAUAGUAUACUUUACUUUCUGUUGAUUUUGUCGGCCAACUCGGCCGUCAGCAAUAAACUCAAGUUGAGCAUCAA